CUACACGGCAGUAUCUAAAUCCAGUUUUCAAACCGGAUUAAUUCCCUCCCCUCCGCACGGGUUUCAGAGAAGUCGUGAAAGUUGGGAGACUAAAUAGGGGAUUAAAAAAAAAACUUAACAAAGGGGAAACUGCUUAAGCUCUUUCUAGGGUUUAAUAAGUAUUGCUGUAAUUAUAUUACGUCUGCACCUGCCAUUUCUCUCUAGGGUGUGGCUGACUUCUCAGCGCUGCACUUCCACUCUCCAAAAUAGUGGCUUCUGACAGGGCAACCAUGGCGGGGCCGCUGAGAUGCCUUCGUCAGUUGGCUCCCUUGCUGUGUUACUCCGCUUUGGGGACUGCAAGACCGUCCCUGCAGGCCCCUCUGAAGCUUGGGGGCCUUUUGCUGCCUGGCUGCCAAGGAACCUGGGCCCACCAUCAGACGGCGCAGGCCCGGCACCUCGCUACCAAGAAAGCCAAAGCUAAAGGGAAAGGCCAGGCACGUGUGAACAUCAAUGCCUCUUUAGUCGAGGAUAUCAUCAGCUUGGACGAGGUAGACAAGGACAUGCGCUCUGUGGUUAAAGCCCUGCAGGAGGAUUUCAGCAAAAGCUUGAGCAUCCGAACCUCGCCAGGGGCUCUCGACCACAUCAUCGUUACAACCAAGGAUGGGAAGUUUCCUCUAAACCAGCUUGGGCAGAUUUCCCUGAAACCCCCUCAGCUCAUCCUUGUCAACAUGAGCAGCUUCCCAGAAAGCGCAGCUGCGGCUCUCAAGGCGAUCCAAGAGAGUGGAAUGAACCUGAACCCGGAAGCAGAUGGCCCGAUCAUUCGCGUGCCUGUUCCUAUGGUCACCCGUGAGCACAGAGAAAAUUUGGUCACAGUGGCCAAGCAGCUCACAAACAGAGCCAAGGAGUCUCUGCGGAAAGUGCGUGCCGGGGCCAUCAACCAGACAAAAAAGGCCAAAAGCUCCGUGUCGGAGGACACCAUCAAGUUGAUAGAGAAACAGAUCCAGCAAAUGGUAGAUGACACAGCAGGCGAAAUGGACACGCUGUUGGCAGCAAAGACAAAGGAGCUGCUUGGAUAGCCCACGCCAGGCCGGAGUGCCAGUUGCUGGUGGUUUCAAGCUGCCUGUUGCCACCGGCGGCUUCCUACCUGCUGCUGGACUGUCACAGCGUGACUUUUCAUGGUCCAGUGUGUUUAAGGGUGAGACUCUUUGGAUCGGAUACCAUGCCUUGGAUCAAGGCACGGCGUCUGACUAGCCCUGCUGCCCGCCAAGCCUGCCUUUGACAUUGGCCAGAAAAACAGUUCUGCUAGGCUUGCCAUCCAGCAACUUUCAGGGCAACUGGGCCUGAAUAAAUGAAUUUGGACAAGAAUGGAACCCCACAGGAACUUGGAAAAACAAGACCACGCAGAGAGACCGUUCUUGGCAAGAGAGCACUUGGGUUGGAUGAAAGAGAAUUUUGUCUUGGAAAAAUCACAGUUUAGAUUGUUGUUGCUGCUCUGGUCCUUUGUAUCUUGUAAAUUAAAUAAAACAUACCAGCAGCUAUGAA
Rhineura floridana is the source of this 1521-nucleotide messenger RNA. RefSeq names its product mitochondrial ribosome recycling factor (gene MRRF). The record is from RefSeq and is a predicted model, not a curated record. Bases 270 to 1055 code for a protein of 261 amino acids. The transcript is spliced from 7 exons. Gene Ontology annotation, biological process: translation. Lineage: Eukaryota; Metazoa; Chordata; Lepidosauria; Squamata; Rhineuridae. Gene Ontology annotation, molecular function: ribosomal large subunit binding. Gene Ontology annotation, cellular component: mitochondrion.